UCCUUUAUCUUAUUGGGUGACUUUUCAGUUCAACUGCAUGUUGAGACAGAGACGCCCUAAGGCUCGGUCCCAGGUCGAGUUCUAAAGAGCCUUUCUAAGCGUCUGUAAUCCCACACACGCUGUGGACAAGUAAAGCAGACAACCCUUGUUCGCACUUCUUCUUUCUGUUGCCACGACUGAAGCAACCAAUAAGUGACUGAAGGGGACUGCGAAGUGACUGUGAAGGGACUGUUCCUAUGUUUCGCUGUUCAUGAGUUGUGGUUGUUGUUGCUAUUGCUGUUGCUGAAAGGGAGAGGGGUUGGAAGAGUGCGAGAGGAGGGUAUAAGUAGUAUUUUAGCAGUAUUUUCUCCGCUGUGGAAGGUUAUCGAUAUUCCUGUGCAGGUCUUGAUCGAAGGCUCUUCUUGUGGGAGUUUUGGAUGUGGUCUCCACGUCAAUCUCUUUCUUCAGAGCAGACAUUAAGCGCAUUCACCUUUUGAUCGAUAGUUCUGGGUCAUGUCGAUGGUACCGUUAUCUGCAUGCCGUGACGCAUCUUGAACCAGCCUUUUGAGUGGUUUGUUUUUCGCCGAAUUGCACGUUGCAUGUACCCUGCUGGUAUUCUCAAGCGCACAGGAUCAACCCCUCGAGCUCAACCGGUCUCUGGUUCAAUCGAUUGUCGGCAGUUCGUUGAUUGAGUUUGCUCUAGAUAUAAAACCUUACGCAGUUGGAAUCUUAAGUGUUGUAAAUCGGCCAAUGCUUGUGUGAGAUAGCCGCUGCGAUUCAUUGGAAAUUGGUUCAAGUGGGCGCUUCUUCAACCAAGGGGAUGUUAUCAUAUCAGCUUGGUCUCAAGUUAUACGUCUACGGUUCAGAUAUACCAGGACUCUAGCUAGUCGGUGGUUCACUGUUCCAUUUCCUCGGAGGUGAGAGCCUGAGAGCCUGAUCAGAACUGAUUGUGCGAGCAAGCGAGAGUUUUCUGAGGAUUAGAUUGGCAUCACUGAGGCGGUUGUAUCGAGAGCAAAAAAUCUGGGCGUUGUUCAGCGGUCGGUUAAUUUUGUUGUGAUAAGUAUCAAGGUGUUCGGGAAGUGGGUGAGGGAGAAUCUGACCUGUAGAAGGGAUGGGAACCCAUAUGGUGCUGUUUCCUGAGCACGAGCACGUAAGGAGAAGUACAUCAUGGGGGGGAAUGCAUGACUCGGAUGGUGGUGGAUCCUGGGGCACGCCCUCGAGCUACGGAACGCACACCCAAGGAGGGGGGAACACGUGGAGCAAGAGAAUUGCAGCCAACAGUGCCGAAUCUGACUCGUGGGAGGUGCGCGCGUUCGCCGAGGACGCGAGCACGAGCGGCCAGUGGCCUCCGCGAUCCUACUCUUGCAGUUUCUGCCAGCGCGAGUUCCGCACUGCGCAGGCCCUGGGUGGGCACAUGAAUGUUCACAGGCGAGAGAGAGCUCAGGCGAACCAGCUCGCGCAGCUUCGAAGUGGAGCAAGCAGCGGCAGCGAGACGCCCAAUUCCACGUUCAACAAUGCCUCGAGCGACUGGAUCGCGAGAGGAAAUUCGCAUGACAUGCAAUCAAGCUCAGACUACGGUAGAGCAUCGUCUUAUGAAUAUCCACACGCCCAUGUGGAUUCUUAUCAAUCCUACGGUGGUUCAUCUUCUAGUUACCGCAACCCUAUCUUGUUCAACUCUCCCUGUGAAUCCACCUGGAGAUCUCCACACGACAAGCCUCUGGAUUCAGUCGACCUUGAGCUCCGACUCGGUCAGAGAUAUGACUGAUUUCGAUCAGCGUCGAGGAUUUCCAUUCUAACUUUCAAGCUUCGAUGAUCACAGAUAGUUGAACUGAUAGUGGUUCAGAGUUAGACUUAUGCCCGCCAGUCUAUCCAGUCAUUCACAGAUGGCAAUAGAGAUUUCUGCCAGUUACAGUUGCAGUGAGCUCACGAUUCAAUGGAUCAAUCGCUAGAUACAGAGCUUCCAUGGCGGAUUAGUUAUUCCUCACUGCAGGGAUUGGAAUAGUUUCAGACAUGGCGCUGAUCUGUAAUCAUUGUACAUAUAAUUGUGGAGACACAUGUUUGUCGAGUCAGAGAAAUUCAUUGUUUGGAAAAAACAUGAAAGUCUCCACGCUGUGUUCACGUCAUUCUAUGUAUUCCGUUAUAGCUAACAUGGUCACAUUCGUUCUGUUGACUGCCAAA
Molecule: messenger RNA, 2157 nt
Organism: Physcomitrium patens
Lineage: Eukaryota; Viridiplantae; Streptophyta; Bryopsida; Funariales; Funariaceae
Source: RefSeq, a predicted model, not a curated record